Galeopterus variegatus (Sunda flying lemur) is the source of this 585-nucleotide messenger RNA. Its product is annotated as proline-rich receptor-like protein kinase PERK2. Bases 1 to 585 code for a protein of 194 amino acids. The record is from RefSeq and is a predicted model, not a curated record. The transcript has a single exon. NCBI's taxonomy places the organism in Eukaryota, Metazoa, Chordata, Mammalia, Dermoptera, Cynocephalidae.
AUGCUACCUCCCCUGCCUCGGUGGGAAGUCACAGCCCCUCAUCCGAGCCCUACCUGGUCCACCCCGCCGCUCCUAACCUCGGCCCCUCCGCCCCUCCUAACCUCGACCCCGCUCCCGCCCUCGACCCCGCUACUGCCCUCGGCCCCGCUCCCGCCCUCGGCCCCGUCGCCCCUGCCCUCGACCCCGCUACUGCCAUCGGCCCCGCUCCUACCGUCGGCCACUCCUGCCCUCGCAGUCUCCUCAGUCCGCCGCUACCUCCCCUGCCUCUGCCGGGAGUCUCAGCCCCUCACCUGUGCCCUACUUGGUCCGCGGCGCCGCUCCCCGGGCAGGCUCCUCAGUCCACCGCUGCUGCGGCGCUCCGCGCUCCUGUCCCCACUCCGUGGAUCUGAAAAGGGUCUGGAGCGCCCCCUAAUGCCCCGACAACUGACCGACAACACCAACAUCCGGGCUCCCGCCUCCCGCAGAGCGGAGGGGCUGAGGGAGGAGUGCGGACGCCGGAGUAGGCGGAGCUCUGAGGGAGGAGCUCGGACGCCAGAGAGGGCGGGACUGAGGGAGGAGAGCCGACUGCAGAUUAGGAGGGGCUGA